AUGCAAACCACAUUGCUUCUCCCAGAGCGUCCAAACAUCUGCAUCGUUGUGGAAGGACUGGAUCGCUCUGGCAAGAGCACACAAUGCCAGCUCCUAGUGGACUCAUUGAAUGCCCAACGCCCAGAGUCAUGCAAGCUGCUCAAGUUUCCCGACAGAUCAACUACUAUUGGCAAGAUGAUACAUGCCUAUCUCACAUCUGAGGCCGAUCUGGACGAUCGAGCCAUUCAUCUCCUAUUCUCUGCGAAUCGCUGGGAAGCAGAAUCUGCUAUGCGUCAAGAUAUUGAGAAUGGUAUCACACUUGUCUUGGACCGCUACAUUUACUCUGGCGCAGCUUUCAGUAUCAUCAAGGGCCUCAACCCAACUUGGUGUCGCGCCUGCGAUAUCGGCCUCCCAUCGCCAGAUCUUGUCCUCUUUUUGGACCUAUCGGUAGAAACAGCUGCCAAAAGAGGAGGCUUUGGCGAAGAACGUUACGAGAAGGCUGAUUUGCAGUACAAGGUCCGGCAAGCUUUUCUAGAGAUGGCCAAAGCGGGUGGCGUGACGUGGCAGAUGUUUGACGCAAAUACCAGUAUUGAUGACCUGGCCUCGCAGAUUGAAAGCACAGUGAAGCAUCACUGUCGCCAAGUUUCUACCAAUGCCUUGAAGUCAGUAUGCUGA
Messenger RNA from Protomyces lactucae-debilis, 654 nucleotides. Its product is annotated as thymidylate kinase-domain-containing protein. Gene Ontology annotation, molecular function: ATP binding; dTMP kinase activity. Gene Ontology annotation, cellular component: mitochondrion; cytoplasm; cytosol. The transcript has 3 exons. Gene Ontology annotation, biological process: dUDP biosynthetic process; dTTP biosynthetic process; dTDP biosynthetic process. Lineage: Eukaryota; Fungi; Ascomycota; Taphrinomycetes; Taphrinales; Protomycetaceae. The coding region runs from base 1 to 654 and encodes 217 amino acids. The record is from RefSeq and is a predicted model, not a curated record.